Molecule: messenger RNA, 1677 nt
Organism: Glarea lozoyensis ATCC 20868
Lineage: Eukaryota; Fungi; Ascomycota; Leotiomycetes; Helotiales; Helotiaceae
Product: UDP-Glycosyltransferase/glycogen phosphorylase
Exons: 2
Coding region: 1-1677 (558 amino acids)
Cellular component (GO): endoplasmic reticulum
Molecular function (GO): mannosyltransferase activity
Source: RefSeq, a predicted model, not a curated record
AUGGCCAACAGGAAGCUCGCUGUCGUUGAGGAGGAGCGCAAAAACGUUCUGCCGGCGAGGCUGAUGACAAUUGGAACUUCCAAGGUUCUUCGUCGCAUCUCCAGCCUUCAGGUCUGUAAACACUUACCUUGCGCAGUCUUCUCAUUUUCUUUCACCACUUCUCAAGAUUUCUUCGCGACAUUCGAGCAAUUGAGGUUUGUUCGUAGCCAUCUGUUCAAGCAACCAUCUGACAAUGCGGGGCUGAAUAAUUCCAUCUUGCUUGCAGAGCAAGUCCUCGAGCCACGUCUCGAAAUGUUGGAAAUCCUCCUUACGCUGGCCGUGAUAGCCUCGACGACCUUCACGGCCAUUCUCUUGAUGCUGCCAACUCGGUAUAUCAAGCACUCUCCACCAAAACCCAAGCUGCGUUCCUCAGAUGAGCCCAAAGUCUCCGUCCAAGUGCUGGUCCUCGGAGACAUUGGUCGUAGUCCACGGAUGCAGUAUCAUGCCAUGAGCAUCGCUAAGAAUGGAGGUAGAGUGGACUUGGUUGGGUAUAUGGAGUCGAAACCUCAUCCAGAAGUCCUUGAUAAUCCAGAUAUUAACAUCGUUCCAUUAUCUCCUCCUCCACCGAUACUUAGAUCCAAAGCGAUUCCUUUCAUCAUUGCAGGUCCUCUCAAGGUCCUCUGGCAAAUUUGGACCAUUUUUUAUACCCUCAGCUACAGUUCGAAACCGGCGAGAUGGCUGCUGGUCCAGAACCCCCCCUCGAUUCCAACCCUCUUUGUCGCGUUUAUCGUCUGUUUUCUACGAAAUACGCAUUUAAUAAUCGACUGGCAUAAUUAUGGAUGGACGAUCCUUGCGGGUACAAGAGGACCACAACACCCAUUUGUCAAGAUUUCAAAAUUCUACGAGUCAAGAUUAGGUAGCUGGGUACCCACAGCCUCCUUUACCGUCACGGAUGCAAUGGCAAAACAGCUUCGAGAGAAGCCUUACAAUGUCAAGUCGCCAAUUUUUACUCUGCACGACAGACCUGCCGCUAUUUUCCAGCCAAUAUCUAAUAGCACGAAGAGGAGAGCUUUCUUGGAAAGAAUUCCUGAAACUAUGGAGCAUUCAGACGCUAUCAUGGACGAUAAGACUCGACUACUUGUCAGCAGCACAUCGUGGACACCUGAUGAAGACUUCAAUUUACUUCUCGAAGCUUUGUGUGAAUACUCCGCAUCUUCUCAGUCGCUUCCGCCGAUUCUUGCAAUAAUCACGGGCAAGGGACCCCAGAAACAAAUGUAUCUUGAUCGAAUCGCAUUGCUGACGAAACAAUCCAAACUGAAAAAUGUUUCCAUCAGUACCGCGUGGCUUAGCACUGAAGAUUAUGCCACUUUGCUUGCUUGCGCGGAUCUCGGAGUCUGUCUACACAUGAGUAGUAGUGGUGUUGACCUCCCAAUGAAAGUUGUCGAUAUGUUCGGAGCUGGUUUGCCUGUUGUUGGAUAUGGAAAUUAUGCCAGUUGGAAUGAACUCGUUCAAGAGGGCGUCAAUGGAUGCGGCUUUGUGACUAGCGACGACCUCGUCCGGACUUUGGAGCGUCUAUUUGGUGAUACCAACGGAAAGGAACUGGCAACCCUCAGAAAGGGAGCAGUCAAAGAAGGUAGUAGGAGGUGGGAUGACGAGUGGAAUGGUGUAGCUGGUCGCCUCCUAGGGCUGUGCGAGUAA